GCUGGGGCUUGCCUUCACCCAGCUGGCAGGUGCUGGCCCCCAGCCCCACCUGGUGGGCAGCCGACUCCAUAAAAUGCCCCAAGGAGCAGGAGGCGGCGUUAGGAGGAGCGGCAGGAUGAGCUCGGAGCAUGGCCAGCAGCCACAGCCGGGGGGCCGAAGGGGCCGUGGUGAUAAGAAGUCCAGAAGGCGAGGCCGGCGCAAGGAAACCUACUCAGUGUAUAUCUACAAGGUGCUGAAGCAGGUGCACCCAGACAUCGGCAUCUCCUCCAAGGCCAUGAGCAUCAUGAACUCGUUUGUGAAUGAUGUGUUCGAACGUCUGGCUGGCGAGGCUGCCCGGCUGGCCCAGUACUCGGGCCGAACCACACUGACCUCCCGGGAAGUCCAGACGGCCGUGCGCCUGCUGCUGCCCGGGGAGCUGGCCAAGCACGCCGUGUCCGAGGGCACCAAGGCCGUCACCAAGUACACCAGCUCCAAGUGACCCCGGGGCCGAGUGUUUAAUAAAGAGUGAACUGCUCCCGUG
Messenger RNA from Lontra canadensis (Northern American river otter), 520 nucleotides. RefSeq names its product late histone H2B.L4. The coding region runs from base 74 to 478 and encodes 134 amino acids. Gene Ontology annotation, molecular function: DNA binding; structural constituent of chromatin; protein heterodimerization activity. The record is from RefSeq and is a predicted model, not a curated record. NCBI's taxonomy places the organism in Eukaryota, Metazoa, Chordata, Mammalia, Carnivora, Mustelidae. Gene Ontology annotation, cellular component: nucleosome. The transcript is spliced from 3 exons.